Molecule: messenger RNA, 2959 nt
Organism: Cyclopterus lumpus (lumpfish)
Lineage: Eukaryota; Metazoa; Chordata; Actinopteri; Perciformes; Cyclopteridae
Gene: nap1l4a
Product: nucleosome assembly protein 1-like 4a
Exons: 15
Coding region: 298-1350 (350 amino acids)
Biological process (GO): nucleosome assembly
Cellular component (GO): nucleus; chromatin
Molecular function (GO): histone binding; chromatin binding
Source: RefSeq, a predicted model, not a curated record
GUAAAGCAGGGAGCGUAUACACUACUACUGGGCUUUACAAUCUGUAUACAUACGACAUCCUCUGUCCCGGGACCUCACAUCUCACAGAAGAUUGAGUAAUACUGUUAAGUACAUACAGUAUUUCGCAACGAAGCCCUUGAAUGCAGCACUAUGUCCCCCCAGCAGCUGUCCAAUGAGAACACAGGAUGCUAGAGCGCGUGUGUGUUCUUCGUGCGUGGGGGUUGAAGCGAAGACGCGUGAGCGAGGCGACUAGCUAAUAUUCCGCUCAGCUAGAGAGGAAGGAGCUGCCACUUGGUAAUGGACGCCAAUAAAGGUAAAAGGGAUCAAGGGAUGCUAAAUCCAGGUGGGCAGAUUGAAAGACCUGUCGGCAUCCACAUCUUGGAAAGCAUGCUUCCCAAAGUAGUGAAGAGGCGAGUGCAUGCCUUGAAAAGGCUACAGGUGCAGUGUGCCAACAUAGAGGCUAAAUUCUACGAGGAGGUCCAUGAGCUAGAGAGAAAGUAUGCUGCCCUCUAUCAACCACUCUUUGACAAGAGAAGAGAUUUUGUCACAGGAACAGUGGAACCCACAGAUGAAGAGUGCGAGUGGCACAGUGACAGAGAGGAAGAGGAGGAGCUAGCUGAGGAGGUAAAGGAAAAAGCUGCUAUUGAGGAUGCAAAGAAAGAGGAAGCCACACCAAGAGAAGAUCCAAAAGGCAUCCCUGAGUUCUGGCUCACCAUAUUCAAGAGUGUGGACAUGCUCAGUGACAUGCUGCAGGAACACGAUGAGCCCAUCCUAAAGCACCUGAAAGAUAUUCAAGUCAAGUUUUCUGAGCCAGGACAACCAAUGAGUUUCACAUUAGAGUUCCACUUUGAGUCCAAUGGUUACUUCAACAAUGCAGUCCUCACUAAAGUCUACAGGAUGAAGUCAGAACCUGAUGACUCAGACCCGUUUUCAUUCGAGGGGCCAGAGAUCAUUGACUGCGAAGGCUGUCAGAUAGACUGGCACAAGGGGAAGGAUGUGACAGUGAAAACUAUUAAGAAGAAGCAGAAGCAUAAAGGCCGUGGCACUGUCCGCACAGUUACGAAACAGGUCCCCAAUGACUCGUUCUUCAACUUCUUUAACCCGGUCAAAGCUUCACCAGAUGGAGAAAUGGACGAAGACUCUGAGUUCACCCUAGCCACAGACUUUGAGAUUGGCCAUUUCUUCCGUGAGAGAAUAGUUCCGAGAGCAGUGCUGUACUUCACCGGAGAAGCCCUGGAAGAUGACGAGAGCUUUGAAGAGGAGGAGCUGGAGGAGGGAGAUGAAGAGGAGCAGGAUGAGGACGGUGAUGACGACGACGAUGAUGAGGGAGACGUGGACCCCAAGGCAUAAUCAAUCAUUCUCACCCAAUGCAAUUUCUAGAAGGAACAGCCCCAGCCUGCCGAAUGCAAACAGCAGUAACCGUGGUGAUCAGAGGAGGUGGUGACCUGAUGUCCAUCAAAUCAGUUCUUAGCCAAUCAGCAAGUCCUCCUACUCCUGCAGGCCUCCCCCUUUUAUCAACUCAUCUGAACGCAAUAGAACGCAAACCAAACUGUGUUUUUACUAUGUGCAUGACUUCUCUUUCCUUUGUCUUGCGUCCAUCUAACCCCCUAUUUGAUUAAACUACCAUAGCAUCACAUAGGGACAGUUGUGGUAAGACGGAGUAGGUUACGACUGCCAAGAACCUCCGAACGUCAUCAUAUAAAAAAUAGGAAAGAAAAGAAUCCCAACUUAAGUUUUCAUGGAAUUAAAUUGGUUACUCAGGGUUUUUUAAUGCCAACAAGAGAAGUUUGAGUCUAACUUCAUCUUUCACUGGGGUAGUGUUUUCUUUUGUUAUGAUGUUUUUUAAGAGACAUUCAAUGUAUCAUUUUGAAUUUAAUUUACUUUUUUUCAUGGUCAUAUGUUAUUGGACUAUUUAUUCUGGUGUCAGUGGUGUAUUUCGGUAUCUCUUCGGGCUCAGCAGUUAUAGGCUCAUUUCCAUUGGCUCAAAUCUUAUUUGGGUAUUGCUGGUCAACAAAACUUGAAUACUGCCACGUCAAUUUAUUUCAAACAUUAGAGAAUUGUGUUGUGCAUUAAAACUGCUCAUUUACACCCAGGCUUAUUGGGCUUCACAAGCAUUUAAACUGAGCACACUGAUUAACAAUAUGUGACAAGCAUGUGGUUGUACCUCAACUGUCGCAUAUGGCUCUACCCUGGUUGGCCUUCACCCCUGAAAUGGCCGUUUUGGUUUUGUGUCAUCAAGGAUAAUAGGAACAUUUUAAGAAAACAAGACAUUUGAAAAUUAGCCCAGCCCAAGCAUUACAUUAAUACUGGUUAAUAUCUCACUAAUUUAUGACGCCGUAAAGCAAAUGCAAAGUUGACCUGCAACCUUUUUUGGUUAUGACCUCUGCUAUGUAUCUAGUACUUAACAAACGUAAUUGGCAGUCUGUGAUGGGACAGGGUGCAGGAUGUUUGAAUCAAAUGUAAAUUCCGUUGCCAAGAAGCCAAAAUGAAAGACAAAAAACUCUCAUCUUUUAUUCAAUUGUUUGCCAAGUGUCAUUAACAAAGUGUGAUCUAAUUCAGCAUUUACGGUUGUUAAAGAAUAUAUAAAUAUCUUGGUUCUUGUCUAAUGAGUCAGUAGAAUGUCUGUGGAAAACAAAUGGAAGAGCUUUGCCAAUGUAUUUUAUAUAAUGCACUUGGACUUUGGCAGUUUGAUUGGGACACCGUUGCCUGGUCAGCGAUAGCAGUUUCAGCAAAAAUUACACCCACCCCUUCUCUCUCUUUUUAAAAAGAACGAUUGUAGAUCUUGUUGGACAGAUCUUUCAGAGCCACGGUUGACAUCUUUAGAUCUACCACAUGACCGUGUGCUAGCAAUGGCCUUAACUGGUUCUUAUUCACAAUGUGUUACUUGCGCAAUAUUUCUUUUCAAUUUGUACAGAGUUAGUUAAAAUAUUCUAUUAAAGUUGUGCGACAUGGAAAUGGA